AUGAAGGACAAGCUGGGCUAUGAUGUGAGGGUAAUCAAGAAGAUCGUGGACUACACCGGCAAGAACACGGCCCAGCUGCAGCGGAAAUGGAAGUACGAUGAGUCGAUUAUCCAGCACUGGGUGGAAACCAAGUGGUCGGGGCAGUUGGUGCACAAAGACAAUGAAAAGAUUGAGCAUGAAGAAACGGGGCAGGCCGACCAGAUGCCGAGCCCUAACCUCAGCUUCGAUAACGGUGGCAACAAUGCAAAUCCGGGCCACGUUGGUGGAGGGACGUCAUCGGAUGAUCCUCGGCCGGCCCUGGAACGGGCAUGGCAUGAGAUUUUGACCAAGACCAACAAGCUUCGCGAGAAUGCCGCCUUCUUGCAAAGCUGUGACAUGAGUGAUGUUCAGAAAAGGCAUGCCGAGUCUUUGCUGAAGCACGCCGAUGCUAUGGAGCAGCACUACGACAAAAUUUCAAUGCUCAAGGCCACCUCGAACAUUCGUGUUACGGACAAGCUGAAGGAUGAGAUCGCGAUUGCCAUCGACACGGCUUCGGUUUUGUUCAAAGAAUAUGGUCUGGCUCUUGAUGUUCCCAUCUCCUAUGUGGAUGUUGGCGAUGCGAAACAGAAUCUGCCGUGGAUCAAGCCGACUGACAUGUUUGAACACCUUGCCCAGUUGGACAAACUUAACGUGUUGUACGCAGAGCAGGAGCCGAGCGUCUUGACGCAGCCCCCUGGGCCUACUUAUGGAUCCUUACAGUUCUGGGAGCGAUUUCGUCACGUGGAACCUACCAAUACAAUCCUGGAUUCUUUCUCCAGUGGUAUUUUGGUGCCAGAACGAACGAUUCCUAUGCUUGUGCACGGUGACGAAGCCCGAAGUAAGAAGCAUAUGCCUAUGAUGGUGGCGAACCUACAUGCCGUGAUUGGAUACGGCUGCAAGGCAUAUCAGCAAUGGUACAAGGACGCCCCGAUUUCGAGAGCUCAGGCGAUGGGCGUGAAUCUUAAGGGCGCCGCGGUCAAGACCCGUUUUUUGUCUUUCGUGAUGCAGAAGAAGCAUUACGGCGAGGACGGCCGUUACUUGGACCGAAUGUUUGAUGAGCUGGCCCGCAACUUGUCUGAGCUGCAGACUGUGGGCGUUUCCUUCAGGGGCGAGCGCUGGCAUUUGGCUGUGAUUGGAGCUGUGGGCGAUUGGCAGUUUUUCGCCAAAAUGGGGAAGCUCACGCGAUGCUACACCCACGUUUCGAAGCGGUCUGGGCAGCGCACGCUAGCUGGCAUUUGUCAUCUCUGCCAUGCAGGACAGCCGGGCGUCGACUGGGAAAACUUCACUAGCAACCCAUCUUGGCUACAGACCAUCGGUUGCACAGCUCCCUGGAUGACCGCUCCGCCCCUUGUCCGACGACUGCACGUCGAGACGUGCUGCCCAUCAGCAUUCAUGAAGCCUGAUUUCUGGCAUUGUUGCCAUUUAGGAGCUGGGAAACUCUUCGUGGCCAGCUCUCUGGCGGAAUGGCUACGCGUGCUGCCAGGGGCGAACAUCCCGCAGCGCUUCGCCUACAUCGACUCGAUGGCACAGGCCUUCUUGAGGCAGCGCGGGGAGAAGCUUUACUGCCGCAGCAUCACCGAGGUAUCGAUUGGAUUUGAGAGUCUCCAGAAAUGCCCGCAGGGGUCUUGGCAGAAGGCUUCGGAUACGACCCUCCUGCUUGAGUUUGUGCAACACUUCUGCGAGGCCCAUCCGCAGGAGGCGGCCCGUGAUCCCAUUCUGCAUUGGAUCUCGCAAGCUGCCCAGAACAUCAACUUGAGCAUCCGGACCCUCUAUCGGGGGGGACUGUGGCUGAAUCAACACCUUGCGCAGACGGCAUCUACGUCUGGACUGAAUUUUCUUAAAUCGUAUGGGCAUCUGGUGGCAUUGACGUUGGCGGCGGACCGGGACCGGUUCCCGGUCACGCCAAAACUACACAUGCUUCACCAUUUAUUCCUGAGCCUUCAGCAGUCGAGUGCUCGAAACGCUUGGUCGCUCAGCAUGGUUGCCACAAGCGUCCAACAGGACGAGACCUUCGUCGGGAUCCAAGGACGAGCAAGCCGUCGGGUGGGACCGACAUACACUGCGCUUCGCACCUUGCAGCGCUACCUCGCGGAUGCGGCGGAGCAUCUGACGCCAGAAUUUCGAGUGGCGUGA
This is a messenger RNA of Symbiodinium necroappetens, 2151 nucleotides long. NCBI's taxonomy places the organism in Eukaryota, Dinophyceae, Suessiales, Symbiodiniaceae. The record is from the annotation of a GenBank genome assembly.